Raphanus sativus (radish) is the source of this 1493-nucleotide messenger RNA. RefSeq names its product ATPase 2, plasma membrane-type. NCBI's taxonomy places the organism in Eukaryota, Viridiplantae, Streptophyta, Magnoliopsida, Brassicales, Brassicaceae. Gene Ontology annotation, molecular function: P-type proton-exporting transporter activity; ATP binding; ATP hydrolysis activity. Gene Ontology annotation, cellular component: plasma membrane. Bases 40 to 1308 code for a protein of 422 amino acids. The record is from RefSeq and is a predicted model, not a curated record. The transcript has 6 exons. Gene Ontology annotation, biological process: proton transmembrane transport; regulation of intracellular pH.
CAACUUGCUAUUGGAAAGGAAACUGGUCGAAGACUUGGAAUGGGAACAAACAUGUACCCGUCUUCGGCUCUUCUCGGUAAUCACAAGGACCCAGCACUUGCAAACAUUCCUGUUGAGGACUUGAUCGAACAGGCUGAUGGUUUUGCUGGAGUCUUCCCAGAGCACAAAUACGAGAUCGUGAAGAAGUUGCAAGAGAGGAAGCAUAUUGUUGGAAUGACUGGUGAUGGUGUCAACGAUGCUCCUGCUUUGAAGAAAGCUGAUAUUGGUAUCGCUGUCGAUGAUGCUACGGACGCUGCUCGGGGUGCUUCAGAUAUCGUUCUCACUGAGCCUGGACUCAGCGUUAUCAUCAGUGCUGUCCUCACCAGCAGAGCUAUUUUCCAGAGAAUGAAAAACUAUACUAUAUACGCAGUCUCAAUCACAAUCCGUAUCGUUCUCGGUUUCAUGCUUAUUGCUUUGAUAUGGAAGUUUGACUUCUCAGCAUUUAUGGUUCUGAUCAUUGCCAUUCUUAACGAUGGUACCAUUAUGACAAUUUCAAAGGACAGAGUGACGCCAUCUCCCACACCUGAUAGCUGGAAACUUAGAGAAAUUUUUGCUACUGGAGUUGUGCUUGGAAGCUACCUAGCCAUCAUGACUGUUGUUUUCUUCUGGUUGGCAAACGAGACCGACUUUUUCUCGGACAAGUUUGGUGUGAGGUCCAUUAGGGGUAAUGAGCACGAGCUAAUGAGUGCAGUGUAUCUACAAGUUAGUAUCAUUAGUCAAGCUCUAAUCUUCGUCACGAGAUCAAGGAGUUGGUCCUUUGUCGAACGUCCUGGAGCGUUGCUGAUGAUUGCUUUCCUCAUUGCACAACUGGUUGCCACUGUGAUUGCGGUCUAUGCCAACUGGGAGUUCGCAGAGGUUAAAGGUAUUGGAUGGGGAUGGGCUGGAGUGAUCUGGCUAUACAGUAUUAUAACAUACUUCCCACUGGACCUUCUCAAGUUUGCCAUUCGCUACACCCUGUCUGGAAAGGCUUGGCUCAACAUGACUGAGAACAGGAUUGCUUUAACGACCAAGAAAGAUUUCGGAAAAGAAGAGAGGGAGGCUCAAUGGGCAGUUGCUCAGAGGACACUUCACGGUCUACAGCCAAAAGAACCUGUUCGCAUCAUUCCUGAGCAAGGAACUUACAGAGAAUUGUCUGAGAUUGCAGAGCAAGCCAAGAGAAGAGCUGAGAUCGCUCGGCUUAGAGAGCUGCACACACUCAAGGGACAUGUGGAAUCAGUAGCAAAACUAAAGGGGUUGGACAUUGAAACUCCAGGACACUACACUGUCUAGUCACGAAAAGAAGAACAAACCAAACCAAACAUAUGAUUGAUCUUUUUCCGUUGUUGUUUUCUAGUAUUUUUUUUUUUCCCUUUUCUUCACGACCGCUUGAGGUUAUUGUGAAAGAACUUGCUAUGUUUAGCAAGAGAAGUCUAUUAAAUUCAAGUCUGCAAGAGAAUAAAUUCUUGAACCCGCCA